Messenger RNA from Anarrhichthys ocellatus (wolf-eel), 5538 nucleotides. It is a transcript of the gene lrrk1, whose product is annotated as leucine-rich repeat kinase 1. The transcript has 28 exons. Gene Ontology annotation, biological process: protein phosphorylation. Bases 813 to 5267 code for a protein of 1484 amino acids. NCBI's taxonomy places the organism in Eukaryota, Metazoa, Chordata, Actinopteri, Perciformes, Anarhichadidae. Gene Ontology annotation, molecular function: ATP binding; protein binding; protein kinase activity. The record is from RefSeq and is a predicted model, not a curated record.
AUAUGUCUAUUUGUAUAUGUAUAUAUAGAUAAUUGGCACAUAACAAGAGAAAUUAACAAUUUACACAGGAUUAAAACUGGAAAAUGUACUUUUACUUUCACUGGGUCUUUAAGUGUCCUUAGAAUCGACGGCUGUUUCUGAGCUCUGUUCGCCAGGAUGGAGAUGGGUGAUGACCAUGUCAGGUUCUCUGUGAUGCUGAGUCCCAGGAACCUAAAACUGUUCGUUCCACCUCAGCGCCAUUGAUUACUGCUCAUUUAACUUUUCAUCACUUGAGUAAAAGUAUUAAAAAGUAACUAAUAUUCUUAAGGUUCAUGUUUUGAAUGCAGGACUUUUACUUGUACUGUUUUAUUGGUGCUUUAAACCUGAUUAAAGGAUCUGAAUAUUUACAUCCUGUCUGUUAGUGUCUUGUUAGCCAGCAAGUGAUUUACCAAUCCAUCUUCAAAGAGGACAGCACUUGAGAGAUGCUGAACCCAGUUGGUAUUUGUCAAUGAAUGACUCCAAUGCAUCUGCUAAGUUCUCCUGAAACCACAAUGUCUCAUUGUCUGUUUCUACAUGUGUUAAAUACAGAUGCAGUAAUACGUAUAUUGUAUUCCCCUGCUUCCAGGAUUUGAGCUAAUCUAGGCUGAACAAGUUCAUUCUGUUACUGGACACACAGAUAUUAAACUAGUAUUGAUCUCCUCUCACUUUGGCUAAAAGUGCAAACAAUCUUAUUUCUCAUCAUGUCAGUGUUUAAGUAUUCCCUCACCGAAGCUUUUACUGAGUGAAGGGCAAAGGCUGAUUAAACGACUGUCCUGAAUGGAGCUGCUUGUGUCAUGCUGAGGAAACUGUCGGCUGUCUCCCUCUCAGCCUGUCUCUCUCUCUCUCUCCUCUGCUUCAGUUUACAGCAGAUAAAUCUCUCCCAGAACCAGCUCACCAGUUUGCCACCCGGACUACUCCAUCUGACCAACAUCCAGAGACUUUCUGCUGCCAAGAACCAGCUCACAGUCCUGUUUGACAUCCCAUCAACUACUAACUGGAUCGGUCUGCGUAAGCUGGAGGAGCUGGAUGUGUCUGAUAACUGUCUGACCAGUCUGCCCACGGCAGUCAUGCACUGUUUGAAAUCCCUGAGCUUCCUCAACGUGUGCAGGAACUCACUGAGCAGCUUCCCUGACCCCUGGGCGUGUCCACUGAAGCAAUGCAAAGCUUCCUCCAAUGUGAUCGAGAGACUUCCAAACACCAUCUCCAUCUUCUGGAGGACUCAGCUGCAGGAGGUGGACUUCUCUGACAACAGCCUGAAGGAGCUGCCUUCUUAUAUCUUUGAACUGGAGGCUCUGGUCUUGUUGAGAUUGUGUGGGAAUCACAUCGUGACACUCCCAGCCCCCAGUAAGUGGAAGUGCUCUCAGCUCAGGACCCUCGAUCUGUCCAGGAAUCAGCUGGGCAAAACAGAGGAAGGGCCUAAAUCCAGGAGGCUGGCCUUCUUGACUACAUGGAGCAGGAGGGACCCGGACCCAGACCCAGUGUGUCCCAUAGAGUUUCCCAUGAUUCUGCGGGAUUCACUGGAAGUGCUUUCCUUGAAUGACAACCAGCUAGAGUGUGUUCCCCAAUCAGUGUGUGGUCUGCACAGCCUCACUGAGCUCUACCUCUCCAAUAAUCCUGGAAUCCGGGAGCUUCCAGCGGAGCUCAGUCAACUCUCCAACCUAUGGCAGCUGGACAUUGAAGACCUCAACAUUACUAAUGUCCCCCAGGAAGUAAGAAAAGAAGGUCCUGCGUCUGUCCUGGCUUUCCUCCGGGCCCACCUUCGAAAGGCAGAGCCUUUUAAGCUGCUGAAGAUGCUUGUGGUUGGUCCACCGAGACAGGGGAAGUCGGCCCUUCUGGAGGCUCUACAGACCGGCAGGGCGGCCCCCUUCACCCCAGCAGAAUGCAGCAUCUCCACCUCCACCUGGGAGCUGGACAAACCCAACGGAGGCAGAAACAGCAAGGACUCGGUGGCCUUCAACGUGUGGGACAUCGGUGGUCAAGCGAGCAUGUCCACGGUGAACCAGUGUUUCUUCACUGACAAAGCCCUGUACGUGGUGAUCUGGAACCUGGCUCUGGGAGAGGAGGCUGUGGCCAACCUACAGACAUGGCUGCUUAACAUAGAGGCGCGAGCACACAACUCUGCCGUGGUGGUUGUGGGAACACAUUUGGAUCUCAUUGACACCAAGUUUCGCACUGAAAGACUGGCCACGUUGAGAGCUUAUGUUCUGGCUCUGUGCCGAUCCCCGUCAGGGGCUCGAGCCACCGGCUACCCUGACAUCACCUGGAAACACCUGCAUGAAGUGUCCUGUAAAACCCUGGAGGGUGUGGAUGGGCUGAAGAAGCUGAUCUACCAGGUGGCUCUCUCCAUGAAAGACAGCAGCAGCUCAGCCUGUGGCAGUAAACUGCUGGGCAGACUGAUCCCCAGGAGCUACCUGACACUUAAGGAAGCAGUGAUAACGGAGAAGCAGAGGCGAGACGCUGAGGGGGAGGUCCUAUACCUAACUGAUGACCAGCUGGACCGCAUCAUUGAACAGAACCCAGGAAGUGACAUCAGAGACUAUGAGGACCUGCAGACUGCCAUCAGCUUCUUAAUUGAGACGGGGACCCUGCUGCACUUCCCCGACACCAGCCAUGGCCUUUGUACCCUCUACUUCCUGUGUCCUGUGUGGCUGUCAGAAUGUCUGGAGAGGAUCAUGCACCUCAAGUCCUCUCGCUCUGUAGCCAGGAAUGGAGUGAUCCGCGCGGAAGACCUUAGGAUGCUACUGGUAGGAACAGGGUUCACCCCGCAGACAGAGGAACAGUAUUUCCAGUUUCUAGCCAAGUUUGAGAUCGCUCUUCCUGUGGCCAGUGACAGCUAUCUGCUGCCCCACCUCCUUCCCCCCAAGCCAGCCAUGGACAUCCAUGGCUUUCGUCAGCAGACCAACAACACCCUGCAGCGCCUUGUUCAGAUGAGCUUUGUUCCUGCCGGAUUUUGGGAGCGCUUAAUUGCCAGGAUGCUCAUCAGCCUCACAGAGAUGGACCUGCAGUCAUUUGAGCACAAAAGAAACAUCAGGAGCCAACGCAGCAGAAACUCUGUGAUCUACAGCUUUACUGGAACCCAGCAGAGGAACCGUUGCAGCACCUUCAGAGUCCGACGCAGCCAGACCAUAUACUGGAAGGAGGGGCUGCUGGCCACUUUUGAUGGAGGCUACCUCAGCGUGGAGUCAUCAGAUGUCAACUGGAAGAGGAAGAAGAGUGGAGGCAUAAAGAUUAUCUGCCAGUCAGAUAUGAGAGAUUUCUCUGCCAUGGCCUUCAUCACUGACAACGUCAACUCUCUGAUUGAGCAGUGGUUCCCUGCUUUGACAGCCAGUGAGAGUGAUGGGAGUCUCCUCAUAGAGCAGUACGCCCCCUGUCCCCUCUGUGCCUCACUGAGCCAACAGAAGCAGACCGAGCUCGUAGCCGGCCUGGUCGGCCAGGUCGGAGAGAAAGGAGCAGGUGGAGGAGACAGGAUUCAUUACUUUGACAUGGAGGACUGUGUGCUGGCUGCAGUGGAGGAGGAUCACAUCAUGUGUCCUCGGCACCCUGACCAGCCCGUCACCCUCCAGGAGCUGGUCCCAGAGCUGUUCAUGACCGACUUCCCUGCACGGCUGUUUUUAGACAGGGCCCAGCUGGAGUACUCUGAGGAGGAGAAUAACAUCCUUGGUCAGGGUGGCAGUGGGACAAUCAUCUACAGAGCCCGAUAUCGUAACCAGCCGGUGGCCGUCAAACGCUUCCGCUUCAAGAAGUGUCGACAGCAGACCAUCAGCAGUGACACAGACACCAUGGUGAAACACCUGCAGUCUGCAGAUGCCUGUCGGAGCUUCUCUGAGUUUCGCCAGGAGGCCAGUAUGUUGCACUCUCUGCAGCAUCCCUGCAUCGUCUCCCUGGUGGGCAUCAGCAUCCAUCCACUCUGCCUUGCCCUGCAGUUGGCCCCCCUGGGCAGCCUCAACAUUGUGCUGGAGGAGAAGCGCAAAGGCUCCAGGUACAUGCCCCUUGGUCACAUGCUAACUUUCCGAGUAGCCUAUCAGAUUGCAGCAGGACUGGCGUACCUUCACAGGAAGAGCAUUAUCUUCUGUGACCUCAAAUCUGACAACAUCCUGGUGUGGUCUCUGGAGGUGCAGGAUCCAGUUAACAUUAAGCUGUCUGACUACGGCAUCUCUCGACAAACCUUCCAUGAGGGGGCGUUGGGUGUGGAGGGCACACCAGGUUACCAGGCUCCUGAGAUCCGACCAGGCAUCGUGUAUGAUGAGAAGGUGGACAUGUUCUCCUAUGGUAUGGUGCUGUAUGAGCUGCUGUCUGGACGGAGGCCAGUGCUGGGUCACCACCAGCUCCAGAUAGCGAAGAAGCUCUCCAAAGGCAUCCGGCCAGUGCUGGGCAGUCCUGAGGAGGUUCAGUUCUACUGCCUCCACAGCCUGCUGACUGAAUGCUGGGACACCAAGCCUGAGAAGAGGCCGGUGGCCAUGCAGUGUGUGAGGCAGAUGCAGCAGCCCAGCUUCCCCUGCCUCAGGUAUGUUUUGUCCUGUGACAGCCACUCGCAGCUCUUCCUGUCCCAGCUGCAGGGACACAGCGCUGUGUUCUGGAAUGGAGACAAGGACAACAGGAACUACAGUGUGGUAAAUGUGGAGAAGGGCCAGGUGGAGGUGAAGAGGAUGUCCUGUCCCGGCAGCAGGAUCAGCUGCCAGAUGAAGAUGGGUAACAUUCUGUGGAUGGCCACUGAGGAGCAGGAGGUCUUCAUCUACAGUCUGAAGGACAUGUGUCCUCUCAGCCAACCCCAGAAACAGUUCUCCUGUCCAGCCAUCAUCACCUGCCUGUUCCCUGUCCCAGUGGGAGAACAGAGCCUGGCCAGAGUGUUUGCGGGGAUGUCUGAUGGCCUGGUGGCAGUAUACAGCUUAGUGGAGGACCUUCCUCUGGAGGGGGAGACCUACCUGUGUUCACACACCCUCAACAAGACGGUGUUUGCUCUGAAGGACUCUGAUCCCAGGCAGAGACCCUACCCAGUCAGGAGCAUGGCACUGGUCAGCAGUGGCUCCCAGUUAUGGUUCUCCAAUGGUCCGGGCGUGCUGGUCGUUGACUGUCUGAGUCUUCAGGCAGUUCGAAGGCUGGAGCCCUACAACCCGCCGUCCUCUAUCGUAUCUAUGACAACCAGCUUCAGUCUCUGGGGAGAGGAGGCAGUCUGGACUCUGGACGACCACAUCAACACGCUGCUGCUCUACCAUGCGGCCUCCUACCAGCUGUGUGCCAAGUACUGGUGAGUGGACUGCCACAGCGCCGUCAUCAUGGCAUCAGGCCUACGACUGGACAUAGUGACGUUUCUGAGAACGGUUGUGUCUAGAAUGUCAUUUCCUGGAGAACAGUGAAUCAGUAGACUCAUGUGUGAUGAGGCUAAUAUUAUAAUAUAUAUUAGUACUGGCUGAUAUUGGUAUAUUAGAGAUAUCAGUGUUGGCAUACAGUAUAUGGGAACUUAUUAGUUAAGUACAGAAGUACCAAAGAAAUUGUGUCUUUAUUUAAUAGUUUGUUUUACAU